Messenger RNA from Saccoglossus kowalevskii, 755 nucleotides. Its product is annotated as tRNA (guanine-N(7)-)-methyltransferase-like. The record is from RefSeq and is a predicted model, not a curated record. Gene Ontology annotation, molecular function: tRNA (guanine(46)-N7)-methyltransferase activity. Gene Ontology annotation, biological process: tRNA methylation; RNA (guanine-N7)-methylation. Lineage: Eukaryota; Metazoa; Hemichordata; Enteropneusta; Harrimaniidae. Gene Ontology annotation, cellular component: tRNA methyltransferase complex.
AACACAUGAUGCCACAGAAGCGAUAUUACCGUCAACGUGCACAUUCCAAUCCAAUGGCCGAUCACAGUUUUGACUACCCAGUGUCCCCAGAUGCAAUGGAUUGGUCUGAGUAUUAUCCAAAAUAUUUUACACAAAGUAAAACCAGUCAGGAAGACCAAGCUACAGAAGUGAAAUUACAUGAAGUAAAAUUUGCUGAUAUUGGGUGUGGAUACGGUGGUUUGUUAGUUGAAUUAUCUCCACUUUUCCCUGAUACCUUGAUGCUUGGAAUGGAAAUACGAGUGAAAGUAUCAGACUAUGUACAAGAUAGGAUUAAAGCUCUAAGAGAAAAGCGUUGUGGUGAAUAUAACAACAUUGCUUGUAUUCGUACUAAUGCUAUGAAGUAUCUACCAAACUUCUUUAAAAAAGGGCAGUUAACAAAGAUGUUUUUCUUGUUUCCUGAUCCCCAUUUUAAGAAAACAAAACACAAAUGGAGAAUAGUUAGCAGUACACUAUUAGCUGAGUAUGCAUAUGUCCUGUCAAUUGGGGGUAUGGUGUACACGAUAACAGAUGUACAGGAAGUCCAUGAUUGGAUGAAAACACACUUCUCUGAUCAUCCUCUUUUCACAUACAUACCUGCUGAAAAACUAAAAGAUGAUAUUGUCAUCGACAAGUUGUUCGAGAGUACAGAGGAAGGCAAAAAGGUAUCAAGAAAUAAUGGAGAGAAAUUCAUGGCAGUAUUUCAGAGAACACAAGACCCUUUAUAUACUGAUGGAUGA